Messenger RNA from Vanessa tameamea, 1839 nucleotides. Its product is annotated as golgin subfamily A member 6-like protein 22. The transcript has 5 exons. The record is from RefSeq and is a predicted model, not a curated record. Bases 1 to 1839 code for a protein of 612 amino acids. NCBI's taxonomy places the organism in Eukaryota, Metazoa, Arthropoda, Insecta, Lepidoptera, Nymphalidae.
AUGAAUCAGAAAGAUAAGAAUAUUAAAAAUAAUAUUUAUGUUAAUAAAAUAGCAGUAAAUACAAGUGAAGAUAAAAAUGAACAAGAAGGUAAUACUUUAAAAGACAGUAAAAAUGUACAAGAAGAUCACAAGGUACAAGAAGAGCAAAGGCUACAAGAUGAUCAAAAGGUAAAUGAAGAUAAAAAGGCACAAGAAGAUCAAAACAUACAGGAAGAUCAAAAGGUACAUGAAGAUCAAAAGAUACAAGAAGAUCAAAAGAUACAAGAUGAUCAAAAGGUACAUGAAGAUCAAAAGAUACAAGAAGAUCAAAAGAUACAAGAUGAUCAAAAGGUACAUGAAGAUCAAAAGAUACAAGAUGAUCAAAAGAUACAAGAAGAUCAAAAGGUACAAGAUGAUCAAAAGAUACAAGAUGAUCAAAAGAUACAAGAAGAUCAAAAGGUACAAGAUGAUCAAAAGGUACAUGAAGAUCAAAAGAUACAAGAAGAUCAAAAGAUACAAGAUGAUCAAAAGGUACAUGAAGAUCAAAAGAUACAAGAAGAUCAAAAGAUACAAGAUGAUCAAAAGAUACAAGAAGAUCAAAAGAUACAAGAUGAUCAAAAGAUACAAGAUGAUCAAAAGGUACAUGAAGAUCAAAAGAUACAAGAUGAUCAAAAGGUACAAGAAGACCAAAAGAUACAGGAAGAUCAAACGGUACACGAAGAUAUAAAGGCACAAGAAGUUCAAAACGUACAUGAAGAUCAAAAGAUACAAGAAGAUCAAAAAGUACAAGAAGAUCGAAAGAUACAGGAAGAUCAAAAGAUACAAGAUGAUCAAAAGGUACAAGAAGAUCAAAAAGGACAAGAAGAUCAAAAGUUACAAGAAGAUCAAAAGCUACAAGUAGAUCAAAAGGUACAAGAAGAUCAAAAAGGACAAGAAGAUCAAAAGUUACAAGAAGAUCAAAAGCUACAAGUAGAUCAAAAGGUACAAGAAGGUCAAAAAGGACAAGAAGAUCAAAAGUUACAAGAAGAUCAAAAGCUACAAGUAGAUCAAAAGGUACAAGAAGAUCAAAAGCUACAAGAAGGUCAAAUUCUACUAGAAGAUAAAAUAGUACAAGAAGAUCAAAGGGUACAAGCAAUAGAUAAGAGUGAAGAGGUUAUUGUUCCUGAAAUUAAAAAGGCCAAAACCAAUAUAUGUUUAAAGCUAUUAAACAAAAUUCUAAAGCCAUUUAAAGGAUGUUUGAUGAGACGAAAGUUACAAAUGGAAGAUCUUAAAACUAUACCAAAAAAAUUACAGCAGCCACAGAUAAAAAAAAAAACAUCCGAGGAUCAAGAAUGGUUCAUGAAGGAAUACGAAAAACACAUUGGCAAGAUUGUACCUAAGCCUACAGAUUCAUUAUUUUUGACUUGGAACGGGCCACCUCUAAAGCACUGUUUUUGUCCUUAUGAAGAAUGUUUUUGCAGAGCAGACUCUGUUCUCAAGCCGGGUAAAAUUCCAUGGAAAUUGCGUUGUGAAUGGAACAAUAUGUACUUUUGUCAAAUGUUCUGUGGUUAUCCAAAAAGUAAAACACUUUUGGACACAAAAGAAUUCCUUAAUGAACUGAAAGCAAGGUCAACUAAUGAAGAAAAUCGAUAUAACAAAAUGGCUUGUGAGUAUUUACCAAUUGAAAGUAAACCUAAAUACAUAAUUCCGGAAGAUGAUGAGAUUUCCGAUAUAAUUGAAGAAGAAAAGCCUAAAGAAGAACCCGUGCCCCAAGUUGUAGUUGAAAAGCCUAAAGAAGAACCUUUGAUCCAAGAGCCAAUAAAGGAAGAAGAGGACAUUCCCAUUUGCAACCCAUACAAUUGCACUGGUAAGGAUUUAUGA